GACGCGUGUGUCUCAAUUGCAUUUAAUCAAACACGAGGAAGAGGGGGACGCAGAUUCCAAUCUCGGAUUUCGAAUGCUGCUGCUGCUACUGCUGUUCCCAAAGACGCACUUAUUACAUAUACCCAGUCUUUUGUCCGAUACUCAUUUUUUUUUCCUUUAAAUUUGUUUUGUUUUCUCUUCUUCGCUGCUUUUGCCAUUUGUUUUUUUUUGUUGUUGUUGUUGUUUUGUUUUGCAUAAUCGUUAGCGCGCCUGAUGAACUCUAGCGGAAUGCGGAGAAUUUUUGCAGCGGAUCGCAUUGACCUUAUGCACGUUCUUCAGUUUCCAGGUUUGGAGGCGCCGUUGGAGAUGCUCGACGUCGAUGCACGAAGAGCGGUGCUUCCGACGGACGUCGAUCUGGAUCAUCCGUCUAGAGAUCUCCUCCGUAGGCUGCUGGAAAUGGAGCCGACGAAGAGGCUGCGCUCGUUGCGCACCCUACACACCAUAGCCUUCUACAAAGAUUUCAGCUUCGAGGACGUCAGAAACAGGAAGGUGAUAAGUCCGAACGAGCUGAUGAGGAGAUUCUAUCCGCACGGUUUCCAGCGUUCCUCUUCCACGAUUCAGGUGGACGGUUUCGAUGCGGACAUGAUCGAGACAUGAUUUUAAUUAUAAUCGAUAUAUCAUUUAGUAUUAAUUAUUUAGUUGUAGUAAAUUGAAGAUUAUUUUUAGAAUCGAUUAGCGUUUUCAUUAUUCCAUCCGCAAUCUUUUGUAAUUCGUUAUCAGCGUCUUCGGGCGUCGCUCGUGUGCGCGCUCCUUCCUAAAUUGGAAACGUCGUGGCAUUGAAAACAACCUCCACUCUGCUGAUGCUUUAAUUUGACGAUAAUUCCGUUUUUUUUUAUUAUGUAAUUACGCUCUGAGCGCGAACAUUAUUAACUAAUUAUUUAGUUACACUCUCAAAAUAUCCGUAGACGUAGCAUAUCUGUUGACUCGUUUUUCUUACGUUCAUUUUAUUGAAGG
Messenger RNA from Nicrophorus vespilloides, 993 nucleotides. RefSeq names its product serine/threonine-protein kinase S6KL-like. The transcript has 2 exons. Bases 253 to 636 code for a protein of 127 amino acids. NCBI's taxonomy places the organism in Eukaryota, Metazoa, Arthropoda, Insecta, Coleoptera, Silphidae. The record is from RefSeq and is a predicted model, not a curated record.